Messenger RNA from Metarhizium album ARSEF 1941, 921 nucleotides. RefSeq names its product Nitrilase/cyanide hydratase and apolipoprotein N-acyltransferase. The transcript is spliced from 2 exons. Lineage: Eukaryota; Fungi; Ascomycota; Sordariomycetes; Hypocreales; Clavicipitaceae. The coding region runs from base 1 to 921 and encodes 306 amino acids. Gene Ontology annotation, molecular function: hydrolase activity, acting on carbon-nitrogen (but not peptide) bonds, in linear amides. The record is from RefSeq and is a predicted model, not a curated record.
AUGGCCGCAAAGAUCAAAGUGGCCGCCAUCCAGCUCUAUUCCGAGCCCCUGGCGCCCGCGGCCAACUUUGCCCGCGCAGAAGCCUACAUCCGCGACGCCGCUUCGCAGGGCGCCAACAUCGCCGUCCUCCCAGAGUACCACCUCGCCAGCUGGGUGCCCGACGCUGCCGCGGCAUUCGCCUCGACGGCGGCCCAGUCCGCGCCAUGCCUGGACAAGUACCGCGCGCUCGCCCGGGAGCUCGGCGUGGCCAUCGUCCCAGGGACGCUCCUUGAGCCCGGGACGUCGUCCGGCAGCGGCAGCGGCAGCGGCAACGGCAGCGGCCUCGCCAACGUUGCCUACUUCAUCGGUCCGGAUGGCGCCAUCCUCGGCCGCUAUCAGAAGAAGAACCUCUGGCACCCUGAGCGGCCGCACCUGGCGGCGGACAUUGAGACGCCGCACGCCGCGUUCGACACGCCGUGGGGCAGGAUGGGGAUGCUGAUCUGCUGGGAUAUCGCGUUCCCCGAGGCGUGCAGGGCGCUUGUGGCGGAUGGUGCGAAGAUGAUCAUAAGCCCGUCGUUUUGGUUGGCCGACGACGGUGGCGAGGGCUCGAGCUUGAAUCCCGACUGCGAAAAGAUGAUCUUGGACAAUGUCUGCAUCACGAGGGCCUUUGAGAACGCGGCUGCGAUAGUGUACGUCAACAGCGGCGCGCCAAAGGGCAGUACGAACGGCAGGGACGGCAGAGGCAACACGUUUUGCGGCGCGAGCCAGGUUGCUGUACCGAUUGUAGGGAGGCUGGGUGGCGGAGGGUCCAUGGGCCCGGCCGAGGAGAUGAGGGUUUUCGACGUCGACAUGGCACUGCUGGAUGUGGCCGAGGGUGUGUACAAGGUCAGGCGAGAUAUGGCGAGCGAGGGAUGGCAUUACGGGCCGUAUCGUUUACCAUGA